Messenger RNA from Coccomyxa subellipsoidea C-169, 921 nucleotides. RefSeq lists its product as hypothetical. NCBI's taxonomy places the organism in Eukaryota, Viridiplantae, Chlorophyta, Trebouxiophyceae, Coccomyxaceae. The record is from RefSeq and is a predicted model, not a curated record. The transcript is spliced from 4 exons. Bases 1 to 921 code for a protein of 306 amino acids.
AUGGGAUACUCCAAAGGAUUCAAGCCUCUGCUCGAUACCCACUUCGUAGUGGUGGUCAGCGGAGAGAUCUGCACGCCAUGCACGCCACUGCUGAAAGCCCUGAAACAGGAUUUUCGUGUGCGAUACAUGCCCGACCUGACGGACAUCUACAGCACAAGUAGCGACAAUGUCACCCUGCUCUACCGGAGGGAGAACAAGGGAAUGGACUUUGCAGCACACAACGCUACCAUCGAGUGGACAAUGCAGACAGGGUGGUACCGGAGAUACAGAUACUUCAUCUUCCUGAACAGCUCAGUGCGGGGGCCGUUCUACCCUUCCUACAUGCCGCCAGGCUGGCAGUGGACGCAAGCCUACACAGAUCGCCUCGUGGGGGACAUCAAGCUUGUUGGCUCGUCCCUGGUGUGCCUGCCAGAGGUGGAUGCAGGCGGCCCUGGCCCCAAGGUGGAGUCGUGGGCAUUUGCAGUGGAUGCUACAGCCAUGGACCUGCUCAGAGGCAGCGGUGUGUUCCACACGCGCGAGUGCAAGCUGUGCAACGACGGUGUGGUGGUCAUGGGCGAGUAUGGCAUGUCAAGCGCUGUGCUGAAGGCUGGCUACAACAUUGCUACCCUCAUGUCCAUGUAUUCCCCAGGCGUGGACUGGAGGGAGCAGAGCCACUGGGGCUGCAACAACAACGCGCAUCCCUCGCGCCAUGGGACCUACGACGGCAUCUCCAUGCACCCCUUUGAGACGGUCUUUAUCAAGGCCAGCUGGCAUGUGGGGGAGCCCCACUUGGGCCACUACACCAGGUGGUUCACAGACCAGGCCCACAAUGUGGACACCACAACAGGCACCUUCAAGGAAUCUCUGUACCGAUAUGCCAUCAGCGCCGAGGCGCAGAACCCCAACAGGGCCUCAGACUGCUUCAAGAUCACUGCUGCCUGA